Messenger RNA from Ceutorhynchus assimilis (cabbage seed weevil), 2039 nucleotides. The record is from the annotation of a GenBank genome assembly. NCBI's taxonomy places the organism in Eukaryota, Metazoa, Arthropoda, Insecta, Coleoptera, Curculionidae.
UGACAGUCUAACAUAACCUGACUAAAAUAAAAUGUUUUUUUUUCACUCGUCCACAUAAAAAGUUUAGGAAAUUCCUAAAUUAAAAUAGUAAUAAGAUUAAUUAAUAAAUAAAUAGUUGUUCAGUGAUGGCUUUAGUAAAUGUAGCAACAAAAACAUGCUGUAACAUCAGGAUAUUGGAAGAGAAGCUAAGGACAUUGAGCCUAACAGCCCUAACCAUCAAAAGAGAAAAGCAUCUAAAUGCAAGGCCUCGCCUCAGGAAUCCUACUUGGUUUACACAAAAAACCAGAGCGCCUACUAAUGAAGAAAUGACCUCAGAAAAUCAGGAAUUUCUCAAAGAGAUUGUUCAAGAUAAAAUGACGGAAUCUGCAGCCCAUGCUAAGGAAAUAGUUACAACAAGCAAUAUUCCGUGGGAUCCGAAAAUGCAAAGAGCAGGAGUCAUUGCUAGAAAAAUCGGAAUUUACCCAUUGUGGCUAAAAAACGGUAAAAAAGUCUCCACAACGUUAUUGCAAGUGUUGGAUAAUCACGUUGUCAAAUACUAUAGUCCCGAUUAUGAACCACCUAAGCAACUGAGACCAAAAGUUUACAAUAGAAAAGCGUGUUUAUUAAUUGGAGCCGAAGUAGCAGAUCCAUCCCUAUUCACCAAAGAUUAUUGUGGCAUAUUUAAAAACUCUGGAGUGUUGCCCACUAAAUUCUUAGCAAGAUUUUUCAUUAGCCCUGACGCAGCUUUACCAUUGGGCACCACAAUAACCGCCCAGCAUUUUCAAGUGGGCAAUUAUGUGGACAUCAGAGGCAAAACCAUAGACAGGGGUUUUCAAGGAGUGAUGAAAAGGCACGGAUUUAAAGGUAUGCCAGCCUCACAUGGUGUAACAAAGACGCAUAGAAGAGGUGGUAACAUUGGCGGUGGUGGUGAAAAAGGUAGAGUAUGGCCUGGCACCAAAAUGCCUGGACACAUGGGUAAUAGGUUUAGAAUAGCGAGAGGUUUGAAAAUAUGGAGGAUUAAUACAAAAUAUAACGUGCUUUGGGUGUCUGGGCAAGCGAUUCCUGGAGAAACGAAUUCCUUGGUUUAUGUUUUUGAUAGUAAAUUGCCAUUGAGGAAGCCAACAAGUGCUUUGCCGUUUCCAACAUAUUUUGAGGGACAAAAUGAAGAGGCUCCUGAAGAUAUUUUUGAUGAAGAGGUUCACUUGUUUUCUGAACCUACCAUAGUGUUUGAUGAGAAGAAAUAGGCAAUAGGAAUUAAAGAAGUGUGAAAUUUUCAAAUUUGGUUUUAUUUUCAACUAAACAAACAAAAAAUUACAUUAGAUUUUAUUUAAAUUGGCCAGGUGCAGGUCCAAACAAGCUAUUGCUUUGUUUAGAGGCUGCUCUAGAUGGGGCAAACCCGAGUACUUUCUGGAUGUUUUGCCUUAUGGACAUUGUGCACAAAAUAUACAAAAAUAUAAAGGAGCAGUCAUAGUAGUCUUCUCCAGGUAAAUUACGGUGACUUAAGCCUUGGAUCCAGGUUAAUGGUUGGAAAGGUAGCCUGGCCACUACUCUUCCAUCAAAACUAGUUAAAAAAAUAGAUUUAGAAUUUGUUUUAAUUUUUGGUUGAAUAACUUACAUGCUGUUAAACAUGCCCAGUAAAGCAGUGAAAGCGAAUCCAAUAGCAAACAUCGACUUCAUUUUUACAAAAGAAAGAUCACGGUUGUUGUGCUUGAGCCUGUCCUCUUCCCUUUCAAUUUUCUUUUUCUGUUGCUUGUCCAAGGUGUCUCCAUGAGUUUCUUUGCGUUUUUCCACUAAAAUUUAAUUCAUUUGUGUUAGGGAUAAAUUUUGGAGGAUUUCUACUUACGUUUUUUGCUCUGUUUUUCAACUUCGGUUUUAAGUUUCUGGUAUCUCUCUGUACGGUAUACCAUCAGCCAGGUGAGGCCUUCGCCGAGAAGAGCGGUGCAUAUCGAUAUGAAAACUAUUAAUAGAGUGUCUGCCCACAUUUUUCAAGUUCUAGUUAUGUGAUUUAAAUUUGUUUAAAUAAAUAAGGGUAAUGUUCUAAUAAAUAACCUACAAAAUUA